CUGCGGGAAGAGCUCAAGAGCGCGCGGGAAGCGCUGGAGAAAACGACGCAAGAGAACGCGCGCCUCGCCAAGUCCGUCAAGGAAGCUGAAGAUAAGGUUGCGCAAUACUCAAAGUUAGAGUCCGAGAUGAAAAGCGUUCGCGCCGAACUCGAACGCGCCAAGGGCGAGACCAAGGCGGCGGAGGAACGUGCGGCGAAGGCUUCUGAACUUAACGCACUCAAGGAGGCUGAAUCUAUGCGCAAGGACACGGAGGGCAACGAGCAGAAUAAGGCUCUCGAAGCGCGAUUGGUUGAGCAAACACGUGAAGUCGACGCUGCGAGACGUCUGGUGCAAGAAUCCGAGCAAUUGCAGCGACAGCUCGACGAACGGCAAUCGCGUAUAAACGAGCUUGAAGAGCAAGCCCUCGAAGCCGAAUCAAUGCGACGUGCGUUGCACAACCAGAUUCAAGAGCUGCGUGGCAACGUGCGCGUGUUCUGCCGAGUGCGCCCGACGGAGAACGAAGCGGCAGUUAAGUGUGCCCCUGACGGGAGCUCAUUGAAUUUGAAACGCGUCGAGGGCAAAGAAGAUGCCGCGUUCGAGUUUGAUCGCGUGUUUGAUCCGAGCGCCAAGCAAGAAGAAAUUUUCGAGGAAGUUUCGCAACUGGUGCAGUCUGCGCUCGACGGUUACAAAGUAUGCUUAUUCUCCUACGGGCAAACCGGCUCGGGUAAGACGCAUACCAUGCUCGGUGACGGUAACGGUGACAUGCGGGGUAUAAUCCCUCGCUCGGUCGCUAAAAUUGUCGAGGCGUCGCAGAAGAAUGCGCACAAGGGUUGGUCCUACACCAUGCACGCUUCGUACGUCGAAAUUUAUAACGAACAAGUGCGCGAUUUGCUCAAGCCAGGAAGUUCGCACAGCGACAAACACUCCAUCGUUCACAAGAAUGGCGUGACGGAGGUGAGCGGCGUCCAACGCGAGGUCAUUGACUCUGUUGAGUCUGCGGCGGCUUUGGUUCGACGUGCUUCCGCAGCUCGCGUGGUCGAAGCGACGAACAUGAACGCACAGUCUUCGCGUUCGCACACCAUAUUCAUGUUGUACAUCGUCGGCGAACACGCCUCAAGUGGAAGUGAACUCACGGGCUGCCUCAACUUGGUGGAUUUGGCUGGCUCGGAACGCGUUGGUCGAUCAGGCGCCGAGGGCGCGCGCUUGAAGGAGGCCUGCGCCAUCAACAAGUCUCUUUCGUCGCUUGGUGAUGUCUUUUCUGCGUUAGCCGCGAAACAAGCGCACGUGCCGUAUCGCAACUCCAAGCUCACUUAUCUGUUGCAGCCGUGUCUCGGCGGUGACGGUAAAACGCUGAUGUUUGUUAACAUCAAUCCAGAAAACACGAGCACCGAAGAGACGAUGUGCUCGUUGAAGUUUGCCUCGCAAGUGAACGCCGUUCAGCUCGGCGACGGCAAGGGCGCGCAGCGCCGUAUCACGACCAAAUUGAGUUCCAAGGUAGAAAAGAAGGGUGACAAGGAAAAGUCCAAGAGCGACAAGAGCGAACGCAAGUCGAAGGACAAAGCAACCAGCGUCAUUGGCGAACGCAAGCGCAAGGCGACUUCCUCCACCGACGAGCCUCGAAAAAAGUAAAUGUACAGCCUUUACAAUCCUAAACGAUAGCGCGCCGACGUCUACACGUGGCGCCUUUGAAAUGAAAUACAGCAAAAAAAUAUCCA
Molecule: messenger RNA, 1694 nt
Organism: Ostreococcus lucimarinus CCE9901
Lineage: Eukaryota; Viridiplantae; Chlorophyta; Mamiellophyceae; Mamiellales; Bathycoccaceae
Exons: 3
Coding region: 127-1608 (493 amino acids)
Biological process (GO): microtubule-based movement
Molecular function (GO): microtubule motor activity; microtubule binding; ATP binding
Source: RefSeq, a predicted model, not a curated record